This is a messenger RNA of Oryzias latipes (Japanese medaka), 15388 nucleotides long. RefSeq names its product HECT domain E3 ubiquitin protein ligase 4 (gene hectd4). Gene Ontology annotation, molecular function: ubiquitin-protein transferase activity. The record is from RefSeq and is a predicted model, not a curated record. Lineage: Eukaryota; Metazoa; Chordata; Actinopteri; Beloniformes; Adrianichthyidae. Gene Ontology annotation, biological process: glucose homeostasis.
UGCUGGGAGUAGUCAGUUGGCCUUGGAAACAUGGCGUCGCACUGACAGCCUAGUGACUCCGGUUCGUGUAUCCAGGCAUUGACUCAGCGGCUCGGCUGGCAGCGAGGCUAAUUACGACGUUAUCUUCAUACCGGCAUUAUGCAAUUUCUGGAAUUGCAGUUUUCCGCCUAAAAGGACUGCAGCUUCAACGGCGCGACGCAGUAGCGGAUUUUAAACAAGUGUCACGCCCACUCUGUUCGGUAACGUUAUAGGGUUUCGUUAGCCCCGCUACUGCUAACCAAGCCAGCUAGCAUCCGCUGUUCGUACUAGAAUAAUGCAUUGUAAAGAGGACCUACCACUCCUAUUCAUUCGCUGCCUGGCUGUCUUCUGCUAGCUUAACUGACACUGCGGUCUGUCUUGUCAGACCCCUUUUGUCAGAUAAGACCACAGCGGCAACAACACUAUGUUCCGGAGCGCGAGUUGGCUGAUUGGGGCGUUUCUGUCAUUCUGUCACUGAAUUUUUAAUGUUCGACCCUUUUGGCAUCAUUGUCGGAGGAGAGAGCGAUGGGCUCCGGGGCUGUGGAUUCAUCCCAGUGGCUUUCGGUGAAGGAGGAGACCAUUUUUCUCCACGACGGACUCAUUCGGGUCACCGAUCUGGCCGAGCUCCCCAGUGAAAUUGGGGUGUCAGAACAAGGGGACACCGAGCAAGAGAUUCUGACAUUUGAAACCAAGAACCCAGUAGAACUUGCAGAGCGCCUUCGUGCAGUCUGCGGGAAUCAGAGCAACGCAUAUGCCCGUCUGCUGGAGUACCGCCUCAAUGCUCUGCGUGGCCUGUGGGGGGCGCAACGGCAGCUGGCUUUGGAGGAGCAGCAGGAACGGGAUGGAACCGGAGGGGCUGACGAGGAGACCUUAGCCUUGCUCAAAAGACAGGGUCUGCUCCAGCAACCCGAACAGGCUCCCUUCACUUCCCGCGUUGGCCUGCUGUUAGUCUUCCCCCUUCUUCAGUCCCAAACUCGCAGCGACCCGGCGCUCUGCGGGGUCACGGCUGAAGUCCUCCUGUCCUGCCUGCGGGAUUGCCAGCCUCUCAGCCUCAGCAAAGAACCCUCCGACUGUCUCAAUGGGCUGGAGGGACUCCUGUGCUCCUGGCUGGAAGAUGGCGCUCAGGAGUCAGGCCAGCCUCACGGGCAGGGACGUUCACAGGCUCUCCACACACAGAGGCAGAGGGAAAAUGCUGCUGCUGCUCUAGUGGCUCUUGCAUGUGCCAGGGGGUCACUGAAGACCUUCAUUCACACAGUUCACCUGCUGCAGAAACAAACAGACCUGGGCCAACUUCCUGUGGCAGAUGUCCUUUAUAGACUUUUGCUCCUCGAAGGAGGUCCUGGCUCACCCUCCUGCCUUUUGGGCGGCAAGCACAGCGUGUCGUGGGGGUUUGAAGACAUGCUGCCCACCCCUGAUAAUUCUGCUGGAGGAGCAGAAGCAAAAGAUACAGACCUUGGGCGCUGUCUUGCCACAGAUGGGCUAUAUCUAUACACCACCAAUUCCUCUGGGAGAGGACUCAGCAAGCUUGGCUCUGGUUUACAUGGGACACUGAGGGGGUUUGUGUAUUGCCGGAAUGAAGAGCUGGAGCCUGGCUGGGUUGUGUUCAGCAGUGGACGCCUCCUCCAUCGCCCCUCCUCCUUUGAUGCCAAGCCUCAUCAGCUCUGUCAGGUUGUCGAUCCUUUCACCCUUCAGGUGUGCCAGAUUGUAGCCAUGCCAGCGCAACACCUCCCUGUGGGCAGCAGCAUGACCACACUGCACCUCUGCUCAGACGGAACUUAUCUGUACUGGGUCUGGUCUCCGGCAAGUCUGAACGAGAAGACACAGAGAGGCCACUCUGUCUUCAUGGAUGUCUUUCACCUUUCUACGCAGACAGCGUUGUGUGUUGCAGACAUCUUACAGGAAAGAGUUAUUCUCACUCGCAAAGAGGGCGAGUCUUCCAAGUGCUUGAAUGAACUUCUCCUGAGUCGAAUGUCACGCUUCCGGGCCUCCCAUUCUGCCACAUUGGCUGCUCUUACAGGCUCUGCAAUCACAAACACAGUGAAAGAGGAACAGUCUGGUAAUGCUGUCAACACUAGCUGUGGACUUCCUCUGAAGACUCUGAGGAAAACCCCAAUGUAUGUGUGUGGAACUUAUCUAGUAAUGCUGGUCUCACCUCCGGGUGUCUCUGGGAGUUCUGCCACCCGCUCCCUGUUUGGAGGUACCAGCAGCCUGUCCUCACUGAAAAUUUUGGCUUCCAGCCUGGUCUUUAACCUGGCCGACGGUCAGUUCAGCAGCCGUGCAGACCUCAUCGAUGCUCCUGGCAGUUCUCUGGGCAGAGGAGCCCAGGUGGCAGGACUUGGAGCCUGUUAUGAUGCACUGAACAACUUGAUCUGGACCUGCUCCAGUGAUUACAUUGAUCAGUGGUGCAAUCCUGGAAACCAAGCGUUUCAUCAUGUGUGCCAUAGGCUCGGUGUUAGCCAUCUCAUCAAAGAACCCAAAGAGGAAACUGUGGCGACCGGCGACGUGGUCAAUCAGCUGCUUCAUCAUGUAGGUGCUAUGUGUAUCCACCAACUCAACCUGCUGGCAGCUAGCAGCAACAGCUUGCCUCUGGGAGCCCUGCUGGGUAAACAACACCCCAUCGAGGCCUGUCACUUCAGCAGCAUCUGUGACAUUAUGGAGAGAGCCAUGGUGAAUGGAGACACCUGCAUCAUCCGCUGCAUCCUGGUGGUGUUCCAGGUAGUGUUUCGGUUUUUUAACCCUCAGUCGGAGCAGAAUAAAGACAGCGUGCGUCGGUCCGGCCUGCUCCUGUGGCAGCUCCUCAUGGCUCCAUUGGAUCAGAUAGGAACGGAGAUUCAGAGAGAGGUGUGCCUGGCCAUCAGCUCAGGCCUCAAUAUUUUGUACCAAGGGGAGGCUGAACUCAAUAAACUGCUGAAACUUGUUCUAACAGAAGGUGAGAGGAACGGUGGUCUUUCUCAGCUUCGGGAUGUUAUCCUCACCAACCUUUCAGGCCAGCUGCAAAAGAACCGGUUUGGAAGUGAAGAAGAUGACCACUACAUAUUGAAUGAUGAGCUGCUGCACUGUAUCCUCAAAACUGUAGUACGAGAAUCCUGCCUCCUCAUCACCAAAUGUCAGACUGUCGCCAGAGAUGACUUCCAAAAGCUGCUCUCCACUGUACCAGUGGUCUCGCCUAGUCUGCGCUACCUCAUGGCUGUUCAAAACCACCUCCUCAGUAACUCUAUUCUUAUCCGUCCGGAUGAUAACGACGACAGUGACAGCUCCCUACAAGGGGAAACAAUGAAGGUACAGGAACUGCAGAGCAGCAUCCUCUCCCUGGCCACCAAAGUCCUGGUCGGAUGUGAUGAAGUCCUGGAGACCCUGCAGCAAGUGACCACAACUCUGAUUAACAGCGAAUUACAUGACAGAGAGACGAGGUUAAAAGGCUUAGAACAAGUCACCAAAGCCACCAUGCUUGGACAUUUGUUACCAGUGUUACUCACAUCUUUGAUGCACCCCAACUUGCAGACCCUAACACUUGCUGAUGCCCUCAUGCCCCAGCUGGUGCAGCUGGUGCUCUACACCAGCCAGACUGCUCUGUUGCUUAAGACUCAGUCUCCACUUUUCACUGAUGAGGCUCAACCUCCAGGUGGCUGUUUAGGGCAGGGAGCCAAAACAUGUUCUGUUGAUGACAAAAUUCUUGAUGAACGAGAGGAGCCAGGUUUCCUGACCGGACUGAAAAUCCCUGCUCCGUGGGCUGCUGGAAAAAACGUAGAGACAGUCCAUCCGGUUAGGGAUAACUACAAGUUCAAGGAGACGGUGCACAUCCCCGGAGCCCGCUGCCUCUACCUACGCUUUGAUUCUCGCUGCUCCUCGCAGUAUGACUAUGACAAGCUGGUCAUCUAUGCUGGACCCAACACCAAUAGUCGUAAAGUAGCAGAAUAUGGAGGAAACACUCUGGGCUAUGGCAGUCGCAGUGUGUUGGGGACAGGAUGGCCAAAAGACCUUGUAAAGGUUGAGGGAGACACUGUUACAUUUUCUUUUGAGAUGAGGAGUGGUCGCGAACAUAACACCCCCGAUAAAGCCAUGUGGGGGUUCUCCUGCACUGUCAGAGCACAGGAGUCCUCCGAGGAUGUCUCCGGAGGCCUCCCUUUCCUCGCCGACCUCGCACUCGGUCUGUCAGUGCUGGCUUGCUCGAUGCUCCGCAUUCUGUACAACGGGCCAGAGGUGACAAGAGAGGAGGAGGCUUGCCACGAUUUGCUUUGCUCAAAGCUGCUGCAAAGGUGUCAGUGGCAGGUUGAAGCAAAUGGUGCUAUUUCUCCUGCUCUCACUCCUAGUCCUUCACCCCUACCACUCACAAUUGAAGAGGACAGAGAGUUCACCUACCCGUCUGACGUACUCAUCCCACCUCCAGGUCUAAUGCCUGGCACGUACUUUGACCUACCUCGCAUCCGCCUUCCACCUGGCGUCAUGUGCAGGCUGAGAGAAGUGUCUGGAAGGGCUCGACCACAGUUCCGUCCAAGCAUCAAGGAGGUGAUUCGGCCGGAUGUAAUGGAGGAGGUUAUUGUAUCCUGUGUCAUAAAACAUCUAAGCCUGGUAGAUGCUCUUCAGUCACUCGUCAACUAUCAGUACCGUGAAGAUCAUGCAGAGGAGUAUGACCUGGUCUGUAAGAUCAUGGCUGAGACCUUCAAGAAAAUCAAUGCGAUGGAGCGUCAGCUGCAGAGUGUCGCAGAGUUGGAACAGAAGUGGCAGAAUGAAGUGGACGAAGCGCAGCAAGGAAAGCUGGAGAACAACACCCCCUUUUUUCAUGACUACCACUUCUUUGAGAACAAAAUGAAGGAGCUGGAGUUGCUCUGUUCCCUGAAGGAGGUUCCCUUUGAUUUUAACGACUUAGAAAAUGUUGUUCUUGCACUGAGGGAGAAGUUCUUCCAGGAGGUGAAUGUGGCUCACAUCAAAGACAGCACCCCACUUGUGAAAACUAAAACACUGGUUAGAAGUCUGAUGAACCGCUCUGAGCUGCUUCUCCACGUUACCAUCGCUCCACACUGCAGAAGCCUGACCAGCACACCUGCUGGUACAUCAAGCACAGCGUCUAAGUCAGUAUCAGAUGCCAAAACGGUGAUUCCAAUGGUCAAGCAGCCCGUCUUCUUGCGCAGCAUGUCUGCACCUUCGGAUUUGGAGAUGAUUGCUAACCAAGACUUAGAGUUUACACAUGCGCCUCAAAGAAGACGACACCACCCGACUAGCCAUCGCAGCAGCUCCUUCACCCUGCUGCAGUCUCUAGCUAUGGAAGACAGCAGGGACAAGCCAACGUAUAGUGUGCUGUUGGGACAGCUCUUUGCGUUUAUUGGGACUUCACCUGACCAAGCUGUGUCAAGCAGCAGCUUUCUGUCAGCUGCACAGACGCGCUGGAGACGAGGAAGUACCCGCAAACAAGCACUCGUUCACAUGAGGGAAUUGCUUACUGCUGCUGUAAAAGUGGGUGGGGUCACACAUCUUGUGGGGCCUGUCACUAUGGUGCUGCAGGGUGGCCCAAGAACGGAGGAGCUGACCUGUGGAGGGAUGGUAGAGCAGGUGCAGGAGGCCUUUGGAGAGACCAUGACAUCUGUAGUGUCGUUGUGUGCUCGCUACCCCAUUGCUUGUGCCAACAGUAUUGGCUUGCUUUGCACAAUUCCAUAUACUAGGUGCGAGGAACAGUGCCUUGUUCGAAGUGGUCUCGUUCAGCUGUUGGACAGCUUGUGUAGUUUAAGCGGUCAGAGAGAGUGCAGCUCAAAUGAGAAACAAACCAAGAAGCAGAAAGUAGCUACCAUGGCUUGGGCUGCCUUUCAGGUGCUGGCCAACCGAUGCAUAGAGUGGGAGAAGGUGGAAGGUGGUUCCACAGAUGCCGUUCAUUCUGGCCUGGCAAGGCAGGUGUCCAGCCUGCUAACCAAUCACCUGGCCAGAGCAACAGAGUGCUGUGGGAAUCAGGCAGCUGGAAAUGAUGCUUUACAGGACGUGCUGAGUCUCCUUAAUGAUCUUUCAAGAAGUCACAUAGGGAAAGCCAUUCUAAGCCAGCCUGCUUGCGUUUCAAAGCUUCUGUCUCUUCUGCUCGACCAGAGACCAUCUCCAAAGCUUGUCCUUAUCAUCCUGCAGCUCUGUCGUGCUGCCUUGCCUCUAAUGAGUGUGGAGGACUGUGGUAAUGUAGCUCUACCAUCAUGGAGCUACUCUAUAAACACCCUGGAUUCAGAGCAGCCAGAUGCCAACGACCCAGCCUCACGGAUAGCUGCCUUGCUGCUGGCAAAGCUGGCAGAUUACGUUGUCCCAGGUUGUCAAACCCUUCUCUCCCCGAGCUUCUCUGAGCCAGACACCAGCCUGUCCCGAGCCACUUCCAAAGGGGCCAUUAAGUCUGAGGAUGCUGGGGAGGAAGCAGAGGCAGUUGAUGGUAAACUGUCGAUUUUUAUCCAUAAGAGAGAAGAUCAGUCGUCUCACGAGGUUCUACAGCCACUUCUGAGCAGUUCUGAGGGGCGUCCCUUUAGACUUGGCACAGGGGCCAACAUGGAAAAGGUGGUGAAGAUGGACAGAGAUAUGACAAAGAAUGGAUGCUGUGAGGUGGUCACAGAAGAAGCAUCUGCUGCUCUACGGAAGGCUAACAAGUGGGCUCAGUCUGGACUGAUAGUUAGUGUUGGUCCACCUGUAGAGGCUUUGGCUCAGGAGACGGCAGGAGGCAUAACCGCUGGAGACAAGAAGAAAACCACACAGACUGUUGUUUGUAGGGACAGGAAUGCCGAGUUAGCCAGGUCAGAUCCUGUACGGCCAUUUAUAAGUGGCCAUGUUGCCAACAGUAUGGCUGCUGAGGUUAUUGCACUGCUGCACAGUUUGCUGACUGCUCCAGAGUCCAACACUGCACAAAUUUGGACAAGCACUGUGGAAAAAGUUCUGUCACGCGCACUGAUGUUUAUCCCUCAGCUGGGGAAGUAUGCUGAGAGUAUUUUGGAGAAUGGCAGCAGCAGUGGCAGAAGACUAGCUAAACUGCAAGCUAUUGGCAGACAAGCUGUUGCUGCUCUCUGUGCGCUAGGAGGCUUCAAAGAAACUAUUAAAAUUGGCUCUGAGGUCCAGGUGGUAGGUAAAGGUGUUCUUGGCAGCGUGGGCGUUGUUAUGUCCAUAAACGAGCAAGAGGGAAUUGCAACCGUCAAAUUACCUUCAUGUGAGUACAGGAGAACCUGCAAAGCCUCAGAUAUUCUGACAGUUCCGGUGUCGCGCCUCUGCACUCCCAGAUCCGAGGCGCUUCCUCUCUACAAGCUCUCAAUCACAGAAAAAGUAGUCCAAGCUGUGCAGUCCAUGCUUCUGCCCCAAGAGGGCAGUCUGUCCAUUCACACGUCUCUUCCAGCCACAGGGGAUGGCUCCAGCCCAGUGAUGGCUGCUGUGCGGCUGUUAGCAGAGAUUCGAACUAGAGCAUGCCUGGUGAUGGCACAGCUCUUGGAAGACAGUUCCUUCUGUGAAGAAUUUAUUCAGCAAUGUCCGGCUGCUGUUGAAGUUCUUAACUUGGUUGCGCAGGAGUGUAGUCCUGGGGAACGGCUCAGUGUGGUUGAGGCUCAGUGUGAACGAGUGCGAAUGCUUUAUCGAGACUGUGCUCGUCCACCCCCUCCACCUCUGCAGACCGACAGACGGCAGCCCAAGGAGAUCACUUGGUGUCCAUCCAGAGUGUUCCCACCAGUCCGUGCCUGCAUGUUCUCUGCCCGACUCACUUCUGUCACUUUUUUGGCUGACCCAAGUGCAGGAGGAGGGCUGCCUCGAGGAACCUUUAUCUAUGCCACCUCUCCUAUACCAAUCCAGGCACCAUCCUUUUACUGGGAGAUAGAAGUUGUCUCCUAUGGAGACUCUGAGGAGGACAGUGGCCCCAUUGUGUCCUUUGGUUUUGCCACAGAGGCAGAGAAGCGAGACGGAGCGUGGACCAAUCCCGUUGGCACAUGUCUAUUUCACAAUAAUGGCAGAGCGGUGCAUUAUAAUGGCUCCAGUCUACUGCAGUGGAAGAGUGUCAGGCUGGAUGUGGCUCUACUUCCUGGUGACGUGGCUGGAAUUGGCUGGGAACGCUCAGAGGGCACCCCUCCACCCCCAGGUCAUGCCCCCAAAGGCAGGGUCUACUUCACCUACUGUGGCCAACGACUCAGCCCAUUUCUGGAUGAUGUAGCAGGUGGAAUGUGGCCUCUGGUCCACAUCCAAAAGAAGAACUCAAAGAUUCGCGCGAACUUUGGAAGCCGUCCUUUUGCAUAUGCAGAAGGCCAAGCUCACCGGAACGCAGCCGAUUUGUGUGUAGAUCUUGCGGAAGAAAUAAGUGCAAAUUUUGAAGCACUCCCCUUUGCCAUGGCCUCAGACAGUGACAAUGAUGCAGGUGCAAGUGUUACCUCAGACUCUGGCUCCCAUGGGCCACCUUGUCGAAUUGCAGCUGUUGCAGUUGCUCAACAGCAGUACAACAGUGACCUCUCAUGCCACUACAAGGUUGAGCUGAGCUAUGAAAACCUGGUUACCUCUGGACCUGAGCCCCAUCCCCCACCUAUUGCAGAUGAUGAGAGUGACGAUGAGGAUGAUGAUGAUGUCCCAAGAGAGGAUCAUUACGCUCUUCUGGUGAAGGCUUGGGAGACGAAAGUGUUCCCUACAAUUCGGAGGCGAUUCCGUAACGAGGCAGAGAGGAAAUCAGGGCUUGACCAAAUUAAGGGAGCCCUGCAAUUGGGCAUGGUAGAUAUUGCAAGGCAGACCGUGGAGUUUCUUUAUGAAGAGAAUGGUGGCAUCCCUCGCGAUCUCUACCUUCCUACAAUCGAGGACAUUAAAGAUGAGGCCAACAAGUUCACCAUUGAUAAAGUCCGCAAAGGGUUGACCGUGGUCAUCCGCUGCCCUGACAUCAACAACACCACCAGUUCAACGGGGGGAACAGCAUUGCCUAAAUUUGCCAUCAGAGGCAUGCUGAAGACCUUUGGUUUGCACGGAGUGGUGCUGGAUGUGGACUGUGCAAAUGAACUGGUGCAGGUGGAGACUUACCUGCGCAGUGAAGGUGUUCUGGUCCGAUACUGGUACCCCAUUGAAAUGCUCGAGCGCCCGCCCGCUGGUUCUCGACGCACCGCAGCGAAUGGUUUAGUCUCACUGGACAGUAGCAACAUUCAGAUUCAUAGGGAACUUCUUCGCUGUGAGAGCGCGCUGGCUCGAUUAUACUGCCGCAUGGCCUUGCUCAACAUCUUUGCUCCCAAGAAUCCGCACACAUUCACUCGCCUCUUCCACAUACCUGCCAUUCGUGACAUCACUUUGGAACACCUGCAGCUUCUUUCCAAUCAGCUGUUGGCUCCUCCCCUCCCUGAUGGCACUAUUAGUUCUAGUUCUAUUCUACUGGCUCAGUCUGUGCUUCACAACCUUGAAGGCCAGAGCUGCUCUCCCACAGACCUGUUUUAUCAGGGUAAUGCUCAGCCCAUUCGGGAAUGGUUGACAGUGGCCAUUACUCGUGCCUUGCAUCAAGGAGAGGAGAGUCUACUGGAUCUUACAAAGCAGAUCUGCUGUUUUCUUCAGAAUGCACCUGAACAGUUCACAUCAGAGGAGUUCCCUGUUUCGGAGUCAAAGGUUAGCAUGGAUGUCAGUUUUCCAGGUGCUGCAUUUGUGAUUGUGUCCUGCAAAGAAAGCCAGCUUGGCUGUCGCAAAGACUCAAGUCUGUACAAGGCUCCCUGGGCUCACGUGAUGGUGUACUGCCUGGGUCACAAAGUGCGUAAAAAUGGUCAGCUAAAUCUAAUGGAGGCUGUGUGUUACCCUCUGGAUGCCUCGCCAACCAACACAGGCCUUACCCCCCCUCCCACCACCAACCAGUACCCCUCUGUCAUCAUACCAACGGAUAAAGUGCACAUUAAAUUAGGAGUGUCGCCCCCUCCUGGCGCUGUACUGGUGUUGCAUUCCUUGCCACUAGAGUUCCCUCUGGCCAUGGCAUUUGCUGAGCAGCUACUGACAUGGAAGCUGGGAGAAAGUAUUGAGCGAUCAGAGGACGAGUUGGACACAGUGCCCUCUUCAGUGCUGCUGCAAGUGGUGGAGCUUCUAGGUGGCUUGCUUUGGACCACUGACUUGGCUCCCUCCAUUAAAGAACUCAUCUUUCACUUGCUGGCAGAGCUUUUGAGGAAGAUUCAUCACUUAGAGCAACGGAAGAGUCCUACUGGUCUUUCCAGCUCCAUUGCUCUGCUACUUAACCCCUGCCUUGCAGUGCUUAUGGCACUGCAAACAGAGCUCCGCAAGCUUUAUGAUCGGGAAACUCAGGGCUGGACUGCUGGAGUGGCCGGCACUGGGGGGUCUUCAUCCGGAGGUAUGCCGCUGGCUUUGGGGGCUGAGCAGAGCCGGUUCUCAACGUACUUCCACGCCCUAAUGGAGGUGUGUCUAGCUGUGGCAGAGGUCACUCUUCCAUUGAAUGUUGGCAGCUCUUCAGUGGGAACGCUGUCCUCUAACAGUGCUCCCAACCUUAGCGAUUCCUCCUCAUCCUCCUCAUCCUCGCCAGGCCAGACACCCCAGAGCCCUAAUUUGCUGUCCAAACGAAAAAAGGUAAAGAUUAAGCGGGAGAGAGCUGCAGCUGCAGUGGCAGCCGUAGUUUCGGGAAAACGUGGAAGCGGAGGUGCGAGACUGUCAGAGAGCGACAGCGCCCUUCUCAACAUGGCAGGCAGUAAGCCCGAGGACAUGCUCUGGUUCCACCGCUGCCUCACUCUCCUCAUGAUCUUGCGGCACCUUGCCAGCAAGGACCCGCAGGGUCUGAGUGUGACCUGCGAUGCAGUGACGGACGCCUGCCAGGCCCUGGUGGGUCCCACUGCCCACAGCCGGCUCCUCGUGCUCUCAGGAAUCCCCACUCACCUGGAGGAGGCCGUGGUCCGAAAUGCCAUUCGCAGGGCGUGCAAUUCGCACGGAGGGCUCUUCAAAGACGAAAUCUUCAUCCCCCUGCAGGAGGAGGAUCCCAAGAAGAAAACAGGAGAUGCAGCGGUAAGCCCUCAGGAUGGCAAGGGAAGUUCUGAACCUGAGCGUCCAUUUAAUACCAGUGGAGGACCUGGAAGUCCUGAUAGCUCCAGCAGCGUCACUCCAGCUAUGAGUGUAAGUGCUUCGGCUUCCACCAGCCAGACCUCCAUCUGCAGCUCCUCUCAGGGAGUUUCCCGCACGGCCAGUGAACUUUCUGUUGAUCAGGAGCCAAUAGCGGUUCCUCCUCUUUCUCAUGCUGCCGCUGCGGCUGUGGCGUACACCCAGCAAGGCGCGCACGACCCUCUGACGGUGUCUAGUCAGGAGAGCCUUGAUACCUCUCUGUGUAGCACAGGAAGCCUCGGCAGUUUGGGCAGCCUGGGAGAGCCUCUGGAGAACACAGAGACGACCUCGGUGGAUGGCGCCUCUCUACAAACAGUCGCUUCCAUGGAUAACAGCGCAGCCACAGCCAGACCCAUCAAAGGCUAUGCAGUCAUUGAGGUUCGCUCUCGGGCCAAAGUGGAAAAGAUCCGUGCCAGCCUUUUUAACAGCAGUGACCUGAUCGGCUUGUCCAGCUUGGAAGGAGAGGAAGAGCUAAUGGAGUUGACAAAUGAAGAGAUCCUCACCGCUUCCAGUGUUAACCAAAGUUUGUUCGACACCCAGGGGAGCUCUGCUCUUGAGGACUACUUCCUGGAUAAAUCAAUCAAAGGGGACAAACUUGUACCCGGAGCACGAGACGUUCUCACAGACAUUUUUAAGAGCUGUGUGCAGUCAGAGCAGAUGCUCAGCCUCACACCAACCAAACCGGUGAAGGUGUCGGACAUUUACCUCAGCAAAGAGCAGAUCAACUCUCAGACUCCAGGAAACCUGCUUCAUACUUUCUUCACUAAUAUCCGGCCUCCCAAGAAAAUGCUUGAAGAUCAGCUUACUCAGAUCCUAAGAAAGUAUGGAACAACCAAGCCGAACAAGAACAAGUACAGCAAGGCAGGAAAAGAACAGCAUCAAGGGAAGGUAGUGAGUACCAAGAGACCCAUUACCAAACCUCCAACAAAGGAAAAGUCUGUACUCAACAGCGUCAGGACUGCACUGAGUGAGAAGAAGACAGUUUUAAAGCCCAAAUCCCCAGAAAAAUCCAGACCUCCUGAUGAGAAAGAUCUAGAAAAAUCCCCUGCCAAAAAAACUGAGGUUCCAGAGGAAAAGUUCUUGACCCUGGAAGGCUUCCACAGAUUUUCUCUUGAUCGUGCCAAGCAGGACGUCCGUAGCGUCUGGAGGGCCAUUCUGGCCUGUGGUUAUGACCUUCACUUUGAAAGAUGCACUUGUAUUGAUACUCGUCACGCCCAGAAGGCUUCUCGAAAGUGGAGCUUGGUGAUGGAUGUGGCGUUGGUGCAGUACAUCAACAGAUUGUGCCGACACCUGGCUAUCACGCCAGCCAGACUGCACCCCCAUGAAGUGUACCUGGACCCCAGUGAUGCUGCUGAUCCCCGUGUGGCCUGUCUGCUCAACGUGCCUGUGGAGAGCUUGCGCCUGCGCUUUGCUUUGCUGCAGUCGCUCAACAACACCCUGGAGAGUUUCUUUCUCCCUCUAGUGGAGCUAAGACAGACACACACGUAUCAGAACAGCAUUGCCGCUCUGCUGUGUGAGGCUAAAGGUUUGAUCUUCUACGACACUAAAGUCACUGUGAUGAACAGAGUAUUGAAUGCUACGGUGCAGCGAACAGCUGACCAUGCAGCUCCAGAAAUUACUCUGGACCCUCUUGAGAUUGUUGGAGGUGAGAUCAGAUCAUCAGAAAACACUUAUUUCUGCCAGGCAGCACGUCAGUUAUCUUGCGUGCCGUCAUCCCAGCUUUGUGUAAAGCUGGCCAGCGGAGGAGACCCAACCUACGCCUUCAAUAUUCGCUUCACAGGAGAAGAAGUUCAUGGCACAAGUGGCUCUUUCAGGCACUUCCUGUGGCAGGUGUGUAAGGAGUUGCAGAGCUCUGCGCUCUCCCUGUUGCUCCCCUGUCCCAGUGCUUCAGCCAACCGGAACAAGGGGAAAUACAUCUUGACUCCUUGCCCUAUCAGCUAUGCAGAGGAACAGCUGUUGCACUUCUUUGGUCAGCUGCUUGGCAUCGCCAUCCGCGCAGAUGUGCCCCUUCCUUUGGACUUGCUGGGUUCCUUCUGGAAGGGCCUGGUGGGCGAGCCUCUCGACCCAGAGCAGGAUUUGCAGGAAGCUGAUGUUCUCACUUACAACUAUGUCAAGAAGUUUGAAAAUGUGGCAGAUGAAAGUGAGCUGGAAGCUCUGUGUGCUGAAAUCUCCUCCCAGCACCAUUCGGGGGAAAGCCCCGAGUCCCCGAGCAGACCCUGCUGCACGUUUACCUACUACACCAUGACAGGUGAAGAGGUGGAGCUUUGUCAGGGAGGGCGGAGCUUCACUGUCAGCUGGGAGAACAAGGAUGUGUAUGCACGGGCGGUGAGGAGCCUCCGUCUCAGAGAGCUGCAGAAUCUGGAGUGCAUGACGGCGGUGCGGGCAGGACUUGGUUCCAUCAUCCCCCUGCAGCUGCUCACCAUGCUCAGCCCGCUGGAGAUAGAGCUACGCACCUGCGGCUUGCCUUACAUCAACCUGGAGUUCCUCAAGGCUCACACCAUGUAUCAAGUGGGUCUGAUGGAGACCGACCAGCACAUUGAGUUUUUUUGGACCGCCUUGGAGAUGUUCACUCAGGAAGAACUCUGCAAGUUCAUCAAGUUUGCAUGCAACCAGGAGCGAAUCCCAUUCACCUGCCCCUGCAGGGACGGUGGCCCAGACACAGCCCAUGUUCCCCCCUACCCCAUGAAGAUCGCUCCUCCUGAUGGGGCUGCAGGUCAGUCAGACUCCCGCUACAUUCGCGUGGAGACCUGCAUGUUCAUGGUCAAACUGCCCCAGUACACCUCUCUGGAUGUGAUGCUGGAGAAGCUACGCUAUGCCAUCCACUACCGCGAGGACCCUCUGAGUGGUUAAGAAGAGCUGAUGACCCAUCAUUCCCGUGUAUAUCUUACUUUUGACUCCUCCCCUUUAAAACCUCUGGCUCUGCUGCACCAACAAGCCUGAGUUACAAAAGAUAUUAUUUGUUUUUUCCCUACAGAUUUUUAUUGCAUUUAAUCCAAAAUUUAAAUUCCAUGAAUAGAGAAUUCAGGGAAGAUGAUCUAGAUCAGCACUGACUUUUCUGCAAAGAUUGAUGCCGGUUUGCACUGAAUAUGAAGACUGAAGUGAAAGCAACUGUCACAGGUUUUUUUUCUUUGCCUUCUUUUUUCUUUAUCCAUGCCUUUGCUGCAAGGGUCUUUACUGAGAGUGUUAUCCUGGCUAUAUGUGAGAUGAAAAAGCAAAAUGAUUGUCAUCACAUAACUUGACAUUGGAGGGUGAGGUACAAUUUCUUCCAGAAAAAGAGGAAACGUGUGGCUGCGCCUGUUUUUGAGCAGCUCCGAACAAAAAAAAGAAAUGCUGUACAGGACAAUAUGUCGUUUUACAGCCUGUUUGAAAACACAUCCUGCUAAUGGACAAAUAACUUAUGCCUAAAAGUACAUUUUAUUAGGGGUGUCAAAGAGAGGAUAUUCAAGGCAUGUAAAAAAAAAACAAAAAAAAAUUCAUUGAUUUUUUUUUUAGUUUUAUUGAAUCUUUUCUGUAAUAUCUGAGUUGGUGUGGCAGCAAAGGAGGGUUUUUCAGGUUCAUCCAACCUGUCUGGUUUUUGAAGGCGAUUUCAUGAGCUGCUCUUACAUUUAAUUUGUGUGUGUGCGCGCGUGUGUGCUACUGAAUGUGCAACAAGCCUGACUCCCCCCCUCACCAAGAAACAUCACAGUGAAGACGUACACUGGGGAGAGGAGGCAGGUUAUCCCAACUCCUGCCUUUUCUUUCAGAAACUGUCUUUUUCAUGCUAUCCAUCGUUAAUUCUGUAGCCUGUAAAUAGACUUAAGUUAUUUAUGAUGGCAGUUUAUUUUUUAAAUUUCAUCUUGAUUUAUUAUGCUCAUUGUUAACAGAAAACAAACAACAAAAAAAUGUUUUUUUUUUGUGAGUGACAUCAGCCUUUUACUUGAAUUGACAGCUGAAUCAAAAUUCUGCAGAGUGGAUUGUAGAAUCUGCUUGUGAGUUUUGCUUUUUGGUUCCGAUUUUUUCUUCUUCUUUUUCAAGGGUGAUAAGGCGCUGCUAUCAUGGAUGCUCUCUCUUUGAGUCCCCCUCACCUUCAUAGGAGGGGAAUGGUAUGUUAUAAAAUGGACAUAUUCCAUACAAAAGAGGUGUUGCGAUAAAAUAUGUGCUGUAUAUUUACUUGAUAUUUAUUACAGUUAUUUAUGGUUGCAUUAACUUAACUUCUUUUAUUGUCUUUCCUCUGCACACCAGAAGCGUAACAUAUCUAAAAUGAAUUAUACAGAUGUAAAAGAAAAAAACUGAAAUGGCAUUCAAGAUUUGUGUCAUAAUAAAGAAAUGUCUUCAUGUACAAACAUGGUUUGGAUGA